AUGGCAACCACAGUAUUGCCUACUAGCCGCUAUUUCGUAACCCAACUCCUCGACUCGCUGUCCUCAGGCCCUGAUCCGUCAAUUGACCAAGCCACUGUUGUUGACGAUGAUGCAAACCCGCUGAAUAAUUUACCCGAUGCGACGAGGAAACAGUUGCUUUCACUACAGGUGCUAUUUCCGAAUGAAUUCGUACCGGCGUUGGAUUUACUCGAUCGGCGGCUUGUGACGAAGUUUAUCAUUUGUGGGGAGGAACAACUUGCUGCGCCGAAGACGGUCGAGGGAAAGAGAAAUGUGAUUCAGGAGCAGGAUGUACGGAUGCAAGAUGCAGAGGAGGCAUUACAGCACGAAGAUACCCAGAUGAAGCGUACAAACACGGCAGAUGCGCACACACAUUCAGAUAUCACCGACAACUCCAAGUCUUCAUAUCAAGACAAAGAGAAUGACGCAACACACCAGACUACUACUACCACAGCACAAGAAACCUCCACCACCUACAACGACAUGCUAUACUACGUCCGCUCCGCCCAACAGCGCUCCUCCCGCUUCGCCACCUCCUACGACACAACAGCCUCCUACCAAGUCCGCCUUCAGAGUUGGAAUUGCUCCUGUCCUGCUUUCGCUUUCGCUGCUUUUCCCCCCAUCUCCUCAUCCCCACACUCUUCCCCUCCCCAACAACAGUGUCCACCAUACGAUUCAGAAAAGGAGGACACAAACAACACAUCGAAGAAGCAGAAAAAGGCAAAGGAUCAAGAUCAGGAUGAUGAUGGAAAGUGGAUAUUCGGCGGUAUGAGUUUGGAACAUGGUAUGCCACCAGUUUGUAAACACCUCCUAGCAUGCGUGUUAGUGGAAAUAUGUAAAGGUUUAUUUGGGAGGUUUGUAGAGGAAAGGAGUGUUGGUGUUGAGGAGGCGGCAGGGUGGGCUGCUGGGUGGGGAGAUUGA
This is a messenger RNA of Alternaria atra, 939 nucleotides long. RefSeq lists its product as uncharacterized. The record is from RefSeq and is a predicted model, not a curated record. NCBI's taxonomy places the organism in Eukaryota, Fungi, Ascomycota, Dothideomycetes, Pleosporales, Pleosporaceae. The coding region runs from base 1 to 939 and encodes 312 amino acids. The transcript has a single exon.